GGUUAAAAUGUCCAAACGUAUUGAUCAAGCAUAAAGCAGUGUUGCGCAAAUAUAUGAUGUCAAUGCUAACGUCAUUACCACUUCCUACAAGUAUCCAGACCAUCUUCAAUGAUUCAGGAAACUCAUUUCCUCAUCUUCUGCAACUCCAAUGGCUUCCAAAGAUCUUCACUUCGUCUUGAUUCCUCUAAUGCAGCAAGGCCACAUGAUACCCAUGGUGGACAUUGCUCGAAUCCUAGCCCACCGCCACGCCACCGUCACUAUUAUCACAACUCCAGUCAACGCCAAUCGUUUCCGGUCAGCCAUCGCCCGGGCAAUCGAAGCUAAUCUCAAGAUCCAAGUGCUCGAGCUCCAACUCUCAUUAUCUGAAGUUGGAUUGCCAGAAGGAUGCGAAAAUUUCGACAUGAUUCCUUCAUUCGAUCUCUUUGUCAAAAUGUACGCCGCCAUGGACAUGCUAGAACAACCGACGGAAAACCUUCUCCGACGACUAACUCCCGCUCCAAGCUGCAUCAUCUCCGACAACCAAUUCCCAUGGACAACCGAUUUAGCUCAAAGGUUAGGUAUUCCAAGACUCGUUUUCCAUGGACCUGGAUGCUUCACGUUCUUAUGCUUACACAUUGUAAUGAAUACCAAUAUACUAAACGAAGUCGAAUCCGACUCCGAUUACUUCAUCAUACCCGGAAUCACCGACCGGAUUCAAGUUACAAAAGCACAGGCUUCAAGUUGGGGGAAAAGAGAGACGAAGGAGAUGGUGGAUUUCUUUCAACGAAUGGAAGUUGCAGAAGAAGCUGCAGAUGGAAUUGUGGUUAACAGUUUCGAGGAGUUGGAGCCUAACUACGUUGAAGAACUCUCAAAGGCAAAAAAGAAAAAAGUAUGGUGUAUAGGCCCUGUUUCUUUACAUAACAGAAGCUUCCUUGAUUUAGCUGAGAGAGGAAACAAAGCUGGAAUCGAUGAACACGAUUGCUUAAAGUGGCUUGACACGAAAGAACAAGGAUCUGUAAUCUUUGUUUGUUUAGGAAGUAUGUCAAGCAUUACCACAGAGCAAAUGUUUGAGAUUGGGUUAGGAUUGGAGUUAUCAAAAGUAAGCUUUAUUUGGUGUAUAAGAAACACAACAGAGGAAUCGGAAAGAUGGUUAUCAGAAGGAUAUGAAGAGAGAGUAAAAGGUAGAGGUUUAAUUAUCCGUGGUUGGGCCCCACAAGUGUUGAUAUUGUCCCAUAUAGCCGUUGGUGGUUUUGUAACACAUUGUGGUUGGAACUCGACUCUUGAAGGUGUUUCUGCUGGGAUUCCGAUGAUUACGUGGCCACAAUUUGCGGAUCAGUUUUUGAAUGAAAGAUUUAUUGUAGAUGUGUUGAAAGUUGGAGUGAGUGUAAACAUUGAGGUUGGAGAGAAAGAUAAGUUGGUGAAGAAGGAAAACAUAAAGUUGUGUGUUGAAAUGGUAAUGGAGAAAGAAAGAGAAGGAGAAGUAAGAAGAAAGAGAGCUAGAGAAUUUGGAGAAAUGGCGAAGAGAGCUAUGGAAGAAGAUGCUCAGGUGAAGCGAAAGGACUAGGGUUGAAUUCGGGCGGGAGUUGUGCUCUGGUUAUCUCAAUACGAUCAGGUAAUCCAGGGAGAACGAAAGGUUCUGAGUCAGGCAAAUCAUCGAGCACCUUGGAGGCGUAAAGAUAAUGAGUACACACCUGUUUGAAGCAACUCAUACCAUCAAAUAUGAUUCUGGGUAUUUGAUAUUUGAUCGCGGUAUCCGCAGUCCAGAGCAUGUAUUUAUCGGAUAUAAUACAGCUAGGCCGAGGCUCCAGAGAAUCAAAACGUUGUUCGAGUCUUUCUUGUAACAUGUCAACUGCAACGGAAAAGUUUGGGAGUAGAUGUAGACCAGGUAAAGCAUCGGCGCUUUCGCAUCCCUCCGGUAGUCCAGCCUCAGCCGCCGGAAAUGGGAGUUCAAGGAAACGCACGGGGAGUCCGGAGUUGAUGUGGUCUUGAAGGGUAGGGCUGUAUCGAAUGGCGUUGAUGGGUGUGGUGACAAUGGUGACCUUGACAUUGGAUCGCUGUGCAAGCAGUUUGGCGAUGUCGAUCAUGGGGAUGGUGUGGCCAGGGGCUAGUAAGGGAAUCAAGAGGAAGUGAAGCUGGUUGAUGGAUUCCGAAGCCAUUGUCCAAUUCUCAUGAAGAUGGAGGAUUGAUGAAGUAUUGGUUUGAAGUGAUAAAUUCUUUCAUUUUUAUAGAGGAGAAUCUUGGUUCUUGAUCUGGGUUUUGAUUGAUGCAUCUUUGCUGUUAGUGGUUUUCUAAGAAAUUUCCAGUUUUGAAAAGAGACUUUUGGUCUCAUACGGAUGUAAAAAUUUGGAAAAAUGUAGAUUCUUGAAAAGUAAACAAAUUACCAUUCAAA
Messenger RNA from Lactuca sativa (garden lettuce), 2368 nucleotides. RefSeq names its product UDP-glycosyltransferase 73E1. The record is from RefSeq and is a predicted model, not a curated record. NCBI's taxonomy places the organism in Eukaryota, Viridiplantae, Streptophyta, Magnoliopsida, Asterales, Asteraceae. Gene Ontology annotation, molecular function: UDP-glucosyltransferase activity.